AUGGCUUACUCUCAGAAAGACCUCGAAAAGGCAAUCUACAAAACCACAAUGCUCACUUUAAAGGACGUUUUAUCUCGUCAAACUUCGGAAUCCAAAUCAUCCAAGUCAAAGUUGCCAUCCAACACCUCUGAUAAGAAGUCCAAACGUCGCUCAACAAAUGUCCCAUCAUUCAAUGUCGAGAAAGUCACUUAUGAUGAUGAUUAUUUUAUCAAAUAUGCCGAUGAAUACAUCACAUUCACUGGUAAAAAUCCAACAACAUUCCACGCUAUUCACUUCUUUUCCAAAUUACUUGAAGCUAAUGGAUUCAAGUACUUGUCUGAAAAAGAUGAAUGGAGUGAUUUAUCCGCUGGUUUGUACUACACUACAAGAAAUUCCACUUCAUUGGGUGCUUUUGCCGUUGGUAAAGAUUGGAAACCAGAAAAUGGUGUUGGUAUAGUUGGCUCCCAUAUUGAUGCUUUAGCUGCAAAAUUGAAACCAGUUUCUUCAAAGACCAAAGUUGAUGGUUAUGAACUAUUAGGUGUUGCCAAUUAUGCUGGUGCGUUAUCCCCAACUUGGUUUGAUAGAGAUUUGGGUAUUGGAGGUAGAGUUUUGGUUAGAGUUGAGGAUAAAAACUCAAGUACUGGUUACAAAAUUAUCUCAAAGCUAAUUAGCUCUUCUCCUAAACCAAUUGCAAGAAUUUCCACUUUAGCUGAACAUUUUGGUGCUGCAGCUGCACCACCUUAUGAUAAAGAAACCAAAGCCAUUCCAGUUAUUGGUUACAAUUCUGGUUCAGAUUCAGAACCUACAAAAGAAGAAAAGAAAUCACCUUUAAUUGGCAAACAUCCUAUAGACUUGCUAAGAUUCAUUGCUGAACUUGCAGAAACUUCAGUCGCUGAUAUUGUUCAAUUAGACUUGGACCUUUUCGAUGUUCAACCAGGUACUAAAGGUGGAUUGAGAGAUGAUUUUGUUUUCGCACCAAGAAUUGAUGAUAGAGUUUGUUCAUUUGCUGCAAUCAAUGCAUUGAUUGAAUUUACCAAAAAUGGUCCAAUCCCAUCUGAUUCUUUCAGUCAAGUUUUAUUAUUUGAUAAUGAAGAAGUUGGUUCUUUGACAAGACAAGGUGCUAAGAGUACAUUAGUUAACUCAAUCACUGAACGUGUCAUUGACAGCUUAGUUGGCUCAAAAGAUGUCUCAGUCGAAGUUGCAUCAAGAACUGCAUUUGCCAAUUCUGUUAUCCUGUCAGCUGAUGUUACCCAUUUGUUGAACCCAACUUAUAAAAGUGAAUAUUUAGAUGAUCAUUUUGCAGUUCCAAACAAAGGUAUUACGAUUGCUUUAGAUCCAAAUGGACAUAUGGCCACUGAUUCUGUUGGACAAACUAUAGCUCAAGAAGUUGCAAGAUUAAAUGAUGAUGAAUUGCAAUAUUUCCAAAUCAAGAAUGGCGCUAGAUCUGGUGGUACCAUCGGUCCAACAAUCUCAAGUAACACUGGUGCAAGAACAAUCGAUUUGGGUAUCCCACAAUUAUCAAUGCAUAGCAUUAGAGCUGCAAUUGGUGUCAAAGAUGUUGGUCUCGGUGUUAAAUACUUCAAUGGAUUUUUCAAAUACUGGCAAGAUGUGAACAAAUCAUUCGGUGAUCUAUAA
Messenger RNA from Hansenula anomala, 1614 nucleotides. It is a transcript of the gene APE1, whose product is annotated as metalloaminopeptidase APE1. Gene Ontology annotation, molecular function: zinc ion binding; metalloaminopeptidase activity. The coding region runs from base 1 to 1614 and encodes 537 amino acids. Gene Ontology annotation, biological process: proteolysis. Gene Ontology annotation, cellular component: fungal-type vacuole. The record is from RefSeq and is a predicted model, not a curated record. NCBI's taxonomy places the organism in Eukaryota, Fungi, Ascomycota, Saccharomycetes, Phaffomycetales, Wickerhamomycetaceae. The transcript has 2 exons.